UGGGGGGGGUCCCAGGUCUGGGGGGUUCCCAGGACAAUGUGGGGCGCUGCGGGUCCCGGCAGGGAGGAGGCUCCGGUGGUGGCCAGGGCCGAGCAGGGUCUCACCGUGUGUCCCCCCCCCCGACCUCCCAGUCCCCCCCAGAAGGAGCCGAGGCCGAGCACAGACCCCUCGCGGUUCCCACCCGCCCCCGGCCCGGCGCAGACCCUCCGGGACCGGCAGCGGGGGUGCCGGGGAUGCCGUCGGAGAAGGAGAAGGAGGACAGAUCCCGUCGGCGGGAGCCGGCCCCUUCGCCGUCCCAGUGGGAUUGGGAUUGUCCCGCCACGCGGCGCCGGCUGGAGGAGCUCUAUUUCCACCAGCAGGAUCCCGUCGGAGCCGGCUCCGAGGACGUUCGCAAUUUCUGGGUUUUUUUCGAACGGCUCCGGCGUUUUCGGAGCCGGAGAACCGAAGGUGAAGCGGCCCCCGGUCCCCACGAGCGGGCGGGGCCCCUCGGCCUGCCCCGCCGCUACGACCCCCGGUACCGCAUCAACCUCACGGUGCCGAGCUCCGGCGCGGCGCCGGGACGGCGAGGAGCGGCGGGCGUCCCCCAGGAACCCCUCGCGGAAUUCCGCGCCGCUCUGCUCCACUACCUGGACUUCACCCAAAAGCAAAGCUUCGCCAAACUGGCCAAGCUGCAGCGGGAACGAGCCGCCCUUCCCAUCUCCCAGUACCGGGACCGGCUCCUGCGCGCCGUGGCUCAAAACCAAGUGGUGGUGAUCGCCGGCGAUACCGGUUGCGGCAAGUCCACGCAGGUGCCUCAGUUUUUGUUGGCGGCCGGUUACAGCCACGUGGCCUGUACCCAGCCUCGCCGCAUCGCCUGCGUCUCGCUGGCCAAACGGGUGGGCUACGAGAGCUUGCACCAGUACGGCAGCCAGGUGGGCUACCAGAUCCGCUUCGAGAGCACCCGCUCGCCCGCCACCAAGAUCGUUUUCCUGACGGAGGGGCUGCUGCUGCGGCAGGUGCAGCGGGAGCCGACGCUGCCCGGGUACCACGUCCUGAUCGCCGACGAGGUUCACGAGCGGCACCUCCACUGCGAUUUCCUCCUGGGGGUCCUGCGGCGGCUCCUGCCCGCUCGCCCGGACCUUAAGCUGGUCUUGAUGUCGGCCACCAUCAACAUCCGCCUUUUUUCGGGGUAUUUUGGUGGUGCCCCGGUGCUGCAGGUGCCAGGAAGGAUCUUCCCCAUCUCGGUCAUCUACCAGCCCAUCCCUAAAGAGGAAGCACCCGUGGGUGGGAAGUGGGGGAAAUCGGAGCGCCUGGACCCCCUCCCCUACCUGCGGGUGCUGCAAGCCAUCGACCACAAAUACCCGCCGGAGGAGCGCGGGGACCUGCUGGUGUUCCUCAGCGGGGUGGCCGAAAUCGGCGCCGUGCUGGAGGCGGCGCAGGCCUACGCCGCCCGUACCCAGCGCUGGGUUGUGCUCCCCCUGCACAGCACCCUCUCGGUCGCCGAGCAGGAUAAGGUGUUUGACGUGCCCCCACCCGGCGUCCGUAAGUGCAUCCUCUCCACCAACAUCGCAGAGACCUCGGUGACGAUCGACGGCGUGCGCUUCGUCCUGGAUUCGGGGAAGGUGAAGGAGAUGAGCUACGACCCUCAGGGCAAACUUCAGCGGCUGCAGGAAUUCUGGAUCAGCCGGGCGAGCGCCGAGCAGCGGAAGGGACGCGCCGGCAGGACCGGCCCCGGCGUCUGCUACCGCCUUUACGCCGAGUCCGACUACGACGCCUUUUCCCCCUACCCCGUGCCGGAGAUCCAGCGGGUUGCUCUUGACUCUCUGGUGCUCCAGCUGAAGAGCAUGGGGCUGGGCGAUCCCCGGAGCUUCCCCUUCCUGGAGCCUCCUCCCUCCUCCAGUUUGGAGACGGCCCUGCGCUACCUCAAGGACCAGGGAGCCUUGGAUGAGGCCGAAGACUUGACGCUCAUCGGGACCCUCCUGGCCCAGCUGCCGGUGGACGUGGUGGUCGGCAAGAUGCUGGUCCUGGGCGCUCUCUUUGGCUUGGCCGAGCCCACCUUGACGGUGGCGGCGGCGCUGAGCGUGCAGUCCCCCUUCCUGCGAUCCGCUCACCCCAACCCCGACUGCGCCACGGCCCGGCGGCCCCUCGAGAGCCCCCACGGCGACCCCCUGACGCUGCUCAACCUCUUCAACGAGUGGGUCCAGGUGAAAUCGGAGCGAAGCGGCAGCUCUCGGAAGUGGUGCCGGCGGCGAGGCUUGGAGGAGCACCGGCUCUACGAAGCCGCCAACCUGCGGCGCCAGUUCCAGGAGCUUCUUCGAGACCACCGGCUGCUGGAGGAACCCUCGGGCCGGCCCAGCGACAGCUACAGCCGGCAGAGCCGACACCGGGAGCGCCGCGAGCUCCACCGCCUCUGGCGUUCCCACGCGGAGGCGGAAGGUCGGAAGCGCAAGGUCUUGCGGCUGCAGGACGGAGCCGGCGCUUCCUCCGGCGAGGAGGAGGAGGACGGUGGCGCCCGUGGGAAGGGGGAGCGCGGCAUCGACAUCCAGGAUGUCAAAUUCAAGCUCCGCCACAACGUGGACGAGCUCCAGGCCGUCUCCAGCUCAGCCCUCUCCUCCUCGCAGCUCACUCUGCUCAAACUGGUGCUGUGCCGGGGGCUUUACCCCCAGCUGGCCCUCCCCGACCCGCUCAACAGCGGCCGCAAAGACUCCGAUCAGGUUUUUCACACCAAAAACAAGCAGGGGGUGGUGCUUCAUCCCACCUGCGUCUUCGCUACGAGCCCGGAGCUGCUCCACGCCAAGGAGGGACCGGAACGCGCUGGCACCGGAGACCCCACGGAGGGGCUGAGCCGCCACCACCAGCUCCUCGCUUUUGUCUCGCUGCUGGAGACCAACAAACCCUACUUGAUGAACUGCGUGCGGGUCCCAGCCUUACAGGCUCUGCUGCUCUUCUCCCGUUCGCUGGACACCAGCGCGGACUGCGCCCGGCUGGUAGCGGACGGCUGGCUGGAGCUCACCGUCCCUUCCCCCGAGUCGGCCCUGCGCCUCCUCUCCGCCGCCCUGCAGCUCCGCUCCGCCUGGGAGGAGCUCCUCCACCAGCUUCUGGAGAAACGGGGGGAGGAACCCAGCCCUCGGCCCCGCUCCCGCGACGUCUCCGCGCUCACCCGGCAGCUGCUGGAAUUCCUGCGCACGGAGGUGCCGUACCACCUGCGCCAGCUCACCGGGUUGGAGAAACAAAACCUCUACGUCGGCCCCCAGACGGUGCCGGCCGCUCCCCGGCUCCCGGGGCUUUUCCAGGGAAUGGAGAUGGAGCCCGACGAGGUGAAGGGCGGCCACAGGGUGACUGAGUUUCUCACCUACAACUGCCUGGCUACGGACACGGACCUCUACAGCGACUGCUUGCGGAGCUUCUGGACGUGUCCCCACUGCGACCUCCACAUGCCCUUCACCCCCCUGGAGCGCAUGUGCCACGAAAGCGCUUGCCGGCCCGCCCAGGCCCCCCCAGAAGAAACACCCGAAAGCCCCGCCAAAACCUCCGCCCUCCACCGGUCCUACCACUGCGACGCGUGCCAGCGGGAUUUCACCUUCACCCCCACGGAGAUCCUCCGGCACAAGAAGCAGCACCGGUGAGGGGGGCUCGCCAGCCGAGCGCCACGAUGCCGGGGACAGGCAGGGGACCCCCGUUAUUGGGGUGACCCCCCCCCCCCGCCACCUCCGUUGCUCUCGGGUGAGUUUGGUGUUUUGGGGGUGUCUGACGGUGACUGAGCCGGGGGUAAGCAAGGAGUCUUUUACUGGCAGCAGCUCUUCCACCGUUACACAGCCUCUAACAGUGCUUGGCAGCAUUUGGCUGGCCAUUGCCCUCUCCCCGGGGCACGCCGGACGACUCACUGCCUACAAGUUCGUUACUGCUGUCCUAAGCCUGUUGGUUAAUUAAAUCUUACAAGUGCAA
Tyto alba (common barn owl) is the source of this 3924-nucleotide messenger RNA. RefSeq names its product DExH-box helicase 34 (gene DHX34). Gene Ontology annotation, cellular component: intracellular anatomical structure. Gene Ontology annotation, biological process: nuclear-transcribed mRNA catabolic process, nonsense-mediated decay. The record is from RefSeq and is a predicted model, not a curated record. Bases 234 to 3605 code for a protein of 1123 amino acids. NCBI's taxonomy places the organism in Eukaryota, Metazoa, Chordata, Aves, Strigiformes, Tytonidae. Gene Ontology annotation, molecular function: RNA binding. The transcript has 16 exons.